AAACCCCCUUUUCUUCUUCUUCUUCUUCACUACGCUUCCUCUACUCCCACCCCAAACGACGUCGGUUCAGUUUCACCGUUUCUCACAUAGAAAAAGGCAUGAAUGAAGUACUGAAGCUGAACCCCCCACCACCCAUCAACCACCAUGCCUCUCUCUCUACUCACCUCCCACCAUUUCCACAGAUUCCGCAAAACUCUCUGCUUCUCCAUGGUCAAUUUUUCAUAUCUCUGCGCUCUCCCAACCCUAGAUUCCAUUGAAGAGACCAAUACCCACGACCCCAAUCACCUCCAAUUGCAGCACACUAUGCAGAAUGACGCCGCCCCGGGUAAUCUCAGAAAAUCUCUCUGCGCAUUGAAUUCUAUAAGGUACCCAUCUGUCAAUGAUUAUAAUGCUUUGUUGUAUCAUUAUUUGAAGUCAUCGUCGAGGCAUUUGAUUGUGUUGGAUGAGUUGGUUCAAGUGUACUUUGGUAUGAAGAGGCUUGGGCCAUAUCCAAAUGCUUCCACAUUCAAUAUACUUUUGGAUGGAAUGACGUCUACUGGGAAUUUGCGUGCUGCCUUCUUUUUUGCUGAGGAAAUGUGGAGAAGUGGGUUUCUGCCGUCGUUUACUUCUUUAUUGAAAAUUUUGAAGAAAUGGUUGGGAUUGGGGAGUUUGGUUGAUUCUAUGAGUGUGUUUGAGUUUAUGCUGAGAUUGGAGUAUUUUCCUACUGAACCUACUUUGAAUUUGUUGAUUUCUAUGCUUAGUAAAGCUGGGAUGGCUAGGGAGGCCCAUUUUGUGUUCCGGGUUCUUCUAGGAAAGGGUUGUUUAAAGUGUGCUCACAGUUAUAAUCCUAUAUUGUGGGCUUUGUGCAAGUGUGGCCAGAGUUAUACUGCUCUGGCAUUGUUGUAUUCAUUGAAGAAGAUGGGUGCUGUUCAUAAUGCGGCAUCAUAUACGGCUUUGGUUUAUGGGUUUAGUAAGGAAGGGUUGUGGGAAGAAGCCUUUUGUAUGUUAGAUGAAAUGAAAAUUGAUGGGUGUAAGCCUAAUGUAAUAACAUAUACUGUAAUUGUGAAAUUUCUCUGUGAUGAGGGGAGGAUUGGGGAUGCAUUAGACAUCUUGGGUAAGAUGGGCAAGGAAGGUUGUGAUCCUGACAUUGUCACAUACAAUGUAAUUCUUCGUGAACUUUUCCAUCAGGAUAGAUAUGUUGAAAUUGGUGAGCUCCUUCAGGUUAUUGAUCAAAAGGAGAUAUCACCUGACUCUUUCACCUAUGCGGCUUUAACUGGAGGGCUGUUAAAAAGAGACCAAGUAAGAGUUGCUAAUAAAUUAUUGCUUUAUGUUAUUUCAGCAGGCUGUACUGUAGACGUUGCCGUUUACAAUAUAUACUUCCAUUGUUUAUGUCGUGAAAAUAAAUCAGGAGAAGCAUUGUCUCUGUUGCAGAGUAUGGUGGAAAAAGGUCUCGUGCCAACCAAUGUAUCAUAUAAUACUAUUUUGAAUGGUUUCUGUAGGGAAAACCAUAUUGAUGAAGCUUUGCAGCUCUUUGACCACUUUGAGUGGGCCAAUAAUAGUCCUGAUGUGGUUUCCUUCAAUACAAUUUUGUCUGCUGCAUGCAAACAAGGUAACUCUUCAAUGAUUCGAAGAGUCUUGUACCGAAUGGAGUAUGAAGGUGUUAAGCUUAAUGUUGUUAGUUCAACUUGUUUGAUUCAAUAUUUUUGCGCCAUUGGAAAGAUUUCAGAAUGUUUGGAGCUUUUGGAAUCCAUGAUACGUAAUGGCCUUAAUCCCACUGUAGUGACUUUUAAUAUGCUUUUGGACAAACUUUGCAAGAAUGGGUUACUUGGAACAGCACACAGAAUAUUUAGAGAGUUUAGAAACACUGGAUAUUUCCCCAAUACAACUUCAUAUAAUAUUCUUAUACAUGCUUCAAUAAGAGAGGGCAAUGAUUCACUGGUGGAGCAGUUGUUAAGGGAUAUGUAUAGCUGGAGAUUGAAACCAGAUGCUGUUACCUAUGGUUCCUUCAUUAAAGGUCUUUGUAAGGAGGGGAAGAUAUCAGUUGCCAUCCAGCUGAGGGACCAGAUGCUAGAGAGUGGACUCACUCCAACUAUUACUAUUUACAAUACCAUAUUAGCAGCAAUGUUUCAAAGAGGCAAGUUUUGGGAUAUUGUCUCAUUACUGAAAGAUAUGACCAUGGAUGGAUGUGAACCUAAUGCUGUUUCUAUUGAGAUUUUGAAACAAGCAAUGUCAAAAUGUUGGAUGAAGAGAUUCCCUGAGGUAUCAAAACAGCUAGAAUUUGUGAUAUGUGGAAAUUGUGAAAAAGAGACUCAAACUGAAGGAAUAACAAGUUAAGUGUCUUUGAUAUCAGUUCUUGCAGCACUUGCUCACCAUGACCAUAUCAUAUGCACAUAUGGUCUUUGAAUCAAGUCCAGCUGUCUUUCACAAGGAUCUCUGUGAAGAAAACACAAACAGCCAGGGUACAUUUUGAUGUUUAAAAGUUGCAGUCUAAUAUACUCUUGAUAAAUGAAGCAGAACUGAUCAUUGGGAACCUAGAAACUAUAACUAUCAGCAAGAACUAUCAUAUCCACAGCAGUAACCAGAAGCCUCAGGAUGGGAUCAAUUGUCAUAUCCAACACAACUAGAAUGGGUAGUCCUCCAUGAUCCCUUGGGCAUCAAGAAACUAAAUGAGCUUUGCAGUUAUUCAACUGUAUGAUGGGAGCACAGUGGUGACAGGUUGUGUUCUUUAGUUAUCAGACUGGUACUGUUGAAUAUCAUUUGAAAAUUCUGUGCUAUAUAGGACCUGAUAUUACCAUCUGGAGUGAACUGCAAACCAUGGUUGCUGAAGUGACACUAGUUGUGUUCCUUGGUCCAAUGCAUCUCCUUUAGAACAGUCAAGAUGUGAACUCCUCGGACAUGUUGAAAUGUCAAUAAGACAUAUCGGCCUCCUGGGAUGAUUGAUAUGCGAUGUGUUCAAAGCCUACAUUACCAGCAAGGGUCAUCAUCCCUCCCUCAAUUACAAUGCCUGCAUACAGAUUUCCUCGGUCUCCUAUGCUGCAGAGACGGGUAGAAUCAUCUCUGUAACAAAAAAUGGCCUUGAAGAGAAUCGACCUCCUGGACUUACCAGUGGAAGAACAGUUGACAGGUACUAAUGGGGCAACUACCUUCCCUUUGCUUGCAAUGGAAGUGACCUCCAAAUCUGUUUGAACUGCAAGGAUGGUGGCCAUGGUUUUUCAAUCUUUAACAUUUUCCUCCCUAGAGUUGUAGGGAUGACGCCAAUCUCCACUCCAGCCAAGAAUUGUACCAUCAAACCAUUGUAUCCAUCUUUUCUUUUUCCAAUAUGAUAAAACCAUUGUAUGGUUCCUUUGGAUACUGCCCAUAAUUUGUAGACUAAGGUGCCAAAUCGAUACCCAUUUCACUUCGAA
Vitis vinifera (wine grape) is the source of this 3383-nucleotide messenger RNA. RefSeq names its product pentatricopeptide repeat-containing protein At1g63330. The coding region runs from base 145 to 2313 and encodes 722 amino acids. The transcript has 4 exons. Gene Ontology annotation, molecular function: protein binding. NCBI's taxonomy places the organism in Eukaryota, Viridiplantae, Streptophyta, Magnoliopsida, Vitales, Vitaceae. The record is from RefSeq and is a predicted model, not a curated record.